Messenger RNA from Aspergillus nidulans FGSC A4, 1467 nucleotides. RefSeq lists its product as uncharacterized. Bases 1 to 1467 code for a protein of 488 amino acids. Lineage: Eukaryota; Fungi; Ascomycota; Eurotiomycetes; Eurotiales; Aspergillaceae. The transcript is spliced from 3 exons. The record is from RefSeq and is a predicted model, not a curated record.
AUGUCUACAUACCCGCCCCUUCCUCUUACCCAAACCCUCAGUACUCUACCCCCGGAGUACUCUACCGAUACACUCUCCCAAAUAGCCACUUACCUUUUCUCCACAUCUACCACCCCACGCCGUCUAGUCGUCCUCGACGACGACCCAACAGGCACUCAAACCUGCCAUGACAUUUCCGUCUUGACAGUCUGGGAUGUUCGCACGCUUGUCGCCGAAUUCAGUACCAAUUCGGCCGGCUUCUUUAUUUUGACCAACUCGCGCGCUCUUCCUCCCGACGAAGCGGAACUUCUCAUCCGUGAAAUCUGCCAGAAUGUCCUUACUGCUGCACUGGAGAUGGGAUUGAGCAGAGAGAGUCUAGAUAUCGUCCUUAGGGGUGAUAGUACGCUAAGAGGGCAUUUUCCGUUGGAGGUUGAUGUUGCGCAGAGUGUUUUUUACUCCGUCUCGGACGAGAAUGCAACAGCGCCAACAUGGGUUCUAGCACCGUUCUUCUUCCAGGGGGGGCGUUAUACGAUCAACGACGUGCACUAUGUCCUCGAAGGUGAAGACUUAGUCCCGGCGGGACAAACGCAAUUUGCCCGAGACGCAACGUUCGGCUAUAAGAGCUCCAAUCUGCGGGACUAUAUCCUCGAGAAGGCGCCUGGUCGGUUUACCGCAGAGCAGAUCCAUUCUGUGACACUAAAUGAUAUCCGCACUGGUGGGCCGGAGGGCGUAAGAGAUCGCCUAUUGAGCUUCCCUGCUGGUGGUAUAGUGAUUGCCAAUGCGGCAGCUGAGUCGGAUAUGCAUGUUUUUGUCAUGGGUUUAUUACUUGCCGAAGCAAAAGGCCUUCGGUACAUCUACCGCACCGGCGCCGCAUUCGUCUCAACGCGCCUUGGCAUCCCUCACAAACCUCCCAUUACAAAAGCGGAACUGCAACUUCCUAACCCCCAGCAAACAGGCGGACUCGUUCUCGUAGGGUCCUAUGUGCCCAAGACAACUGCGCAGCUCAAGGUCCUCAUUGAGCGUCGCGGCGAUCUUCUCUCCGUGAUUGAAAUGCGGGUUGAAGAUCUCAUUGAGUCGAAAGAAAAGGCGGCAGAAGUGAUUCAGAGUGUCAUUACGCAGACAGAGAGCUAUCUAAAUGCCGGGAAGGAUACGCUUGUCAUGACAAGUCGGGCGCUUGUGAAAGGUGACGAUGAGAUUUCGUCGCUGAAGAUCGGGUCGAGAGUCGCAGAGGCCCUAGUUGGUGUCCUGGAGGGGAUAGAGGUGCGGCCAAGAUAUGUUAUUGCUAAGGGUGGUAUUACAUCCUCCGACGCAGCUACAAAAGGUCUCCGGAUGAAGCGGGCCUUGAUUGUUGGCCAGGCUGCGGCGGGUGUGCCGCUUUGGAGGUGCUACGAGGAGACUUCCCGCCAUCGGGGCGUGCCAUUUGUGGUCUUUCCGGGAAAUGUUGGGAGUGAAUCUACACUGUAUGAAUUGGUUGAGGCUUGGAGCUGA